CACAGAAAAGUGGUUUCGCUUCCAGUACCAAUCACGCAACUCAUGUUCCCAGCCCCACUUUACAGCACCGUGAUAUCUCUACCACACCAAGACCUACCCCCAUCGGAGGAUCUUUCACCGCCGUCCUCCUCCAUGAAUCCUUCUCCACAAUAAAACACACGCAUACAAGAAGAGUAACAUUUGCCCAUGUGAUCCUAUCUCACCUACCACACUCCACUCACCAACCACACCAGAUCCUAUUAUCUUAGUCCCUUCACAUGGCGGCUAAAAAUGCAUUGCAGAUUUGGGUUCCAACUACUCAAUUCUUGGACGUUUCUAUCCAUUUUUCUCUUUUCUUUUUUGGAGACCAUCUGUUAAAACCCUGUAGCUAAGUACUUUCCAAUUCAAUCCCGUAGACCCGCCUUCCCCAUUUUUUUCGUUUAUUUCUACGUAAAUAUUUCUCCCGUUCUUAACACUAUCAAAGAACAAUUGCUCAGCUGACCACGCGAGGGGAAAAAAAAAAAAACGAAUUCCUGUUUGUUGAAUGUUUAAAAUGCACCCACCUAUUAUUUACACAUGACUCAACUCAACACACUAAUAGAUUUUUCUCCUUUUUUAAUUUAUGUUUCUGCUUACUAUUCUGAUUAAAGUUGGCAACUUGACAUUAUUGGUAUUUUGCUUCAAGUGCUGUUCUCCUUGUAAUCUCUUUCUGAUUGAUGAUAAUCCUCUUCGUUGAAAAAAGACCCCCCACCAAAGUUGACCAAAGUUGUUCUAUCUGAGUUGACAUUUCUGGGUUCAUUUAUUCAACUUAUUUCUGUCUUGAAAAUCAUUGAUUGUUUUGGUUCUAACCACUAAUGGGUAGCGUUGGAGAACUGACUAGUUCUGUGAUGGUUUGUACUCCACUGAUGGCUCAAUCUGUUGAGCAAAUGAUUAGUGACAUGUACAAUGCAAAGACACAAGGUGCUGAUGUUGUUGAAGUCAGGUUGGACUACAUCGACAACUUCCAGCCUCCUCAAGACCUCCAAGCCAUCCUUAGAAAUAAGCCACUGCCUGUGAUUAUUGUAUAUCGGCCAAAAUCAGAAGGUGGUUUGUAUGAAGGAGAUGAGCCCACAAGGUUGGAAGCACUUCGUUUGGCUUAUGUACUAGGAGCUGAUUAUGUUGAUUUUGAACUCAAGGUGGCUUCUGAUCUGAUAGGGGAACUGAAAGGGACGCAUCAUACUGGUAGCAAAGUUAUUGUGUCGUGUUAUGUUAAUGGUGAUAUGCCUACAAAAGAAAAUCUUAGCCAACUGGUUGCAAGCAUGCAAGCUACUGGAGCAGAUAUUAUCAAACUUGUUUCCACUGCAAAUAAUAUUACUGAAUUAGAUAGAAUUUUCCAUCUAAUCUUACAUUGUCAGGUACCAAUAAUUGCAUACUCUGUUGGAGAAAGAGGUCUCAUAAGCCAGUUAUUGUCCCCAAAAUUUGGUGGUUCUUUACUCUAUGGAUCCAUGGAAGGAAGUUCCAUUCCUGGUCUGCCUACUUUAGACAGCCUUAGAGAAGCCUAUAAGGUUGCAUACAUAAAUUCAGAUACUAAAGUCUUCGGUCUAGUUUCAAAACCGGUUAGCCACAGCAAAGGUCCCUUGUUGCAUAAUCCUACUUUCAGACAUGCAAACUAUAAUGGGACUUAUGUCCCAAUGUUUGUUGAUGAUCUCAAGGAAUUCUUUAGUGUUUAUUCAAGCCCUGACUUUGCUGGUUUUAGUGUUGGAUUUCCAUACAAGGAAGCUGUGGUUGAGUUUUGUGACGAAGUCCAUCCACUUGCUAAGUCUAUAGGUGCUGUUAACACCAUUAUUAGGAGGCCUGGUGAUGGGAAGUUGAUUGGUCAUAAUACGGACUGUGAGGCUGCAAUAACUGCUAUUGAGGAUGCUUUGAAAGAACAAGGAUACAUGGAUGGCAGAACAUCUUCCAACUCUCCAUUAACUGGAAGGCAGUUUGUGCUUGUGGGUGCUGGAGGGGCAGGAAGAGCACUUGCAUUUGGUGCUAAAAGUCGAGGAGCCCGUAUUGUUAUUUUCGACAUUGAUCUUGAGAGAGCAAAGUUCCUAGCUGAUGCUGUUUCGGGUGAGGCUCAGCUUUUUGAGAACGUAGUUAAUUUUGAACCAGAGAAUGGAGCAAUUCUUGCAAAUGCAACACCAAUAGGAAUGCAUCCAAAUACCGAAAGAAUACCUGUGGCUGAGGCAACCUUGGGAAUCUAUCAGCUGGUCUUUGAUGCUGUCUACACACCUAGAAAAACCAGACUAUUAAAAGAAGCUGAAGCUGCAGGGGCAAUCAUAGUGAGUGGAGUUGAGAUGUUCCUCAGACAGGCAAUGGGCCAGUUCAGCCUCUUUACUGGCAGAGAAGCACCAACAGAAUUUAUGCGGGAGAUUGUUUUAGCCAAGUUCUGAUGCAUUUCAUAGCUAGGAAGUUGCUGUGCUGAGGAAUUUCACCCUGUCAUUUGAUAAUUGCAAUUCUCAAUUGAUAAACCUGUGAUAAUAACUUGUUCCAAGUUCAAACUAGUAUCAAAAUUUUCUCAUUCUGCUGGUAUAUUAGAAAGAGAGAGAAGAGGAAGAAGAAGAAGCAUUUAGAUCAA
This is a messenger RNA of Ricinus communis (castor bean), 2578 nucleotides long. RefSeq names its product bifunctional 3-dehydroquinate dehydratase/shikimate dehydrogenase, chloroplastic. Gene Ontology annotation, biological process: chorismate biosynthetic process; shikimate metabolic process. The record is from RefSeq and is a predicted model, not a curated record. The transcript has 11 exons. Gene Ontology annotation, molecular function: shikimate 3-dehydrogenase (NADP+) activity; 3-dehydroquinate dehydratase activity. The coding region runs from base 834 to 2393 and encodes 519 amino acids. NCBI's taxonomy places the organism in Eukaryota, Viridiplantae, Streptophyta, Magnoliopsida, Malpighiales, Euphorbiaceae.